AUGCGUGUAUUUGGUGCUCAAGACGUUCUUGAUCUCGACACCGACGGUUACGUUCCGGUUGUAGCGGAUGCAACGGAAGCGCAAAGAAAAACACAAAGAGAACUGAUGAAGAAAGAUCAAAAGGCGUUGUUCUACAUCCAUCAGUGUGUGGAUGCGAGUGUGUUUGAGAAAAUUGUUGAUUCAACCACAGAGAAGGCUGCAUGGGACAUAUUGGCACGGUGUUAUGGCAGCGACACAUCGCUGAAGAAGGUGAAGUUUCAGUCUCUAUGUAAGCAGUAUGAGAAUCUCAACAUGAAGAAUAAUGAGAAGGUACCUGUUUACAUCUCUAGAGUGAUUUUGAUCACAAAUAAGAUGAAGGCUUGUAGAGAAAGGCUCUCUGAACACGUAAUCAUAGAAAAUAUAUUGAGAUCUCUUACUCCUCAAUUUGGUUUUAUUUUUGUAGAAAUUAAACAUUCUAAAAACCUCAAAACCAUGAGAAUUGAAGAGUUGCAGCGAAAAGCCAAGAAGAGACAUUGUGGUGGUUAUCAUAAGUUAAAAGCUUUCAACUCUGAUGAGAAGAAACAUCAUAAGGGAAAUGAUAAGCUUGAUAAGAGAAAGGUCAAGUGUUACAAUUGUAAUAGGUUUGGUCACUUUGCUAAGGACUAUUGGUCAAACAAGGAAAGGAAAUCAGAAGAAGCAAACAUAGUCAAGAGAAAUGCUGAUGAUGAACCUAUGCUAUUGAUGGAUUUUGAAUCUGAUGGUGGAUAUUGGGUAGGCUUGUGGUAUAUGGAUACUGGAUUCUUAAAUCCCUUAAGUGAAAAUAAGCAAUGGUUGAUUGAUUUUAACUCUAGAAAGAGGAAAAAGAUCAUAUGUCCUUAUGAUAAGUACCUUAACGUUGAAGGUAUGCGAAAUGUCAAAGUCAAGGUGAAGAAUGGUAAAAUUGUUAUAAUCAAGGAUGUUUAG
Vicia villosa (hairy vetch) is the source of this 942-nucleotide messenger RNA. RefSeq lists its product as uncharacterized. Gene Ontology annotation, molecular function: nucleic acid binding; zinc ion binding. The transcript has 2 exons. Bases 1 to 942 code for a protein of 313 amino acids. The record is from RefSeq and is a predicted model, not a curated record. Lineage: Eukaryota; Viridiplantae; Streptophyta; Magnoliopsida; Fabales; Fabaceae.